Penicillium egyptiacum is the source of this 2211-nucleotide messenger RNA. The record is from the annotation of a GenBank genome assembly. Lineage: Eukaryota; Fungi; Ascomycota; Eurotiomycetes; Eurotiales; Aspergillaceae.
AUGGAAGACGACGACGAUUACGGCUCCGACGAGUUCGACUCCCUGCCACCGGGGACGUUGUAUGAACUGGAACAGAAUGCGUUCCAAGCAACUCAGGCGUCAGCCUCACAGUACCACCAAAAGCCCAUAAAGAGCAACCCCGUGCUACGCACUCAAGCAGUGCCAUUAAGCAACAAUACUGGAUCGCUGAGACCGCCGCCUCGCCUACACACCGGAUUGACGAACGAUUACAAUACACUGGAGGUGGGGGAAUUGGAAGCCGAGGUGUACGAUAAUGUCGAUAAACCACAUGUCACUCCGCAUGGUCAACAUGUACUCGCGACGAAUGCUAGCUUUGCGGUCAACGAGCAGCUGGGCGAUGCCAUGGAUGUGGACGAGUACUAUGGGCAAGGGAACGCCGCCGCUGAGAUCAAUGCACGCCUAGUUCAGAUGGAGCAAGAAAGAGAACAAAUGUUACAGGAGCUAGCCGAAGCGAGGAUGCAAGUCGAAACGAAAUCCGGGGAAAUUUCGAUCAUUCGAAGGAAGCAAGCGACCAUGACCCAAGACUAUGACCGGCAAAUAGCUUCUCUACGAAAAUCCAUGGCCGACGAAAUGGCGAAACAUAAGCAAGAGAUUGAGGCGGUCAUGUCCGAAGGCAAGGUAUUGGCGACGGAGAAUGUAUUUCUUCAACACGAUCUCGUGGAUGAAGCCUACCAGCUUCGAAACUACAAGUCCAAGCAUCGCGAGGUGGAAGCCCCAGUGACUCCUCGGAAGUCCCGGGUGCUUCCCUUCCGUGACGGAUUUGACGAUGAUGAAAUUGCCAUGGUGUCGCCCAGCAAGUCUGCAGCACGCUCUAAGCGAGCCACGCCAACAGUUCCAGGAAAACGUAAACGGCAAUCAAGCCAAGAUGGCCCUACGCCACUGCAGCUGAACCCUGCUGGUGUGGAGCUUAUUAUGGCUGAUGCGAUUGAUACUCCGGCCGAAGUUGACGAGGUAAAGCGCAAGUCUACAGACACGGGUCGCAAUCAUCAGCGAUUUAUGAUGCGACUUUUGAGCCACCGUACGCAUCCCAACGAAGAAACCGAUUUCGAAGCCAUGGCCAAGCUUGCAUUUCCCUCGGAACCGCAUCGACCCAUGUCCAGCAUCCUUAUGGAGGUCAUGGCUAGUGUCGACCCGAGCAGGUACGUAUUAGAAUACACGCAAACGAUUGCCUCGCUAUGGCAGCGCGCCAUCAACGAGAAGUUCUAUGAGCCGAUCCCCCGAUUCGAAGCUAUCACAAAAUAUAGUUUGAUGUCGGAUGACGUCCUACUCUCCGAACUGAUCACACCUUUAGUUGGAGUCUUGCAAGACACUGUGGAAGUGAAUGCAGUUCCUCGCUUCAAGUACGCCCCAGCAUCACGAGAUAAACGAAUUACUCGACAGACACCACAAUCAGAUCUGCAGCCCCUGGUCGACUCAACUAAGGCCAUGCGUCUACUUUACCAAAUCGCCUGCGGAGUAUUGCACAUCAAAAGUGCAAUGGAGACAUUCUGGCAAAAUAUCCGGAUCUCGUUCAUUCUCGUGAUGCUGCACCCAUCACAUCCACUGGGUGACAUUGUGCUUUUGAUGAAUCUCCUGUCAACGAGUAUUCGCGCAGACUCCUUUGGUCCGAUUAGAACCUCUGAUCAGGACCAAUUGGACGUGCAAAAGUGGAUUGUGGACCGCCUCACGCACAUGCUGAGCGAGCCCGCGAUACCGGACGAAGGGGUAGAGCCAUACACCGCAUACGACAUUUGCGCGAUGCGCCUCGAGGUCCUGCUGCUGCUAGAGUCGCUGGCAUUCAAUCCUAUGGCCCCAUCCCAAAAGCAUGCCAGUACGAUCCUCGCAUUGCACCCGAAUGCGCUCGCUCGUUUAUUCCGGUCAAUGUACGAUGAGCUGGAUGCACUUUACUCCUCCCCGCCAGAGUCAGCCCUGCGCGUUGCGCUGGUCAACGGCCUUAUGCGGCUGGUCUUCGGGGUCAUGCGGCAACAUGGCCCCUUGAUCAAUAUGCAAGAGAAGCUGGCGUGUGUGCCUGGUAGCAAACAGAAACAUCUCGUCGUGUUAACUCGCUUGGCGUUUUGCGAUGGGACUGUGCUGGAGGCAGGCAUCGAUGAUGAGACCGUUGAUAUGGCGCACGAGCUACUGGAGGAAUGGACUAAUCCCCAAGAAGCAGAGUCACUAGCGGAGGCGUUCCCAAGUUCUAGGAGAGAGUGA